CGGUUGUGCUGUCGUCUGUGUUUUGUUUGUUUGGGUUGAGGAGGUGUGGGUGAUUUGGAGGUUAUAUGCAAACGCCGAAACUUGUCAGUGGGACUCAGAUUCUUAGUUAAAGUUUCUUACUGAAAGUAAUAACGAGCAGAACCGUCAUGGACUGGAUGUUGCCUCAUGGUGCCAUGGUUGGUGGUCAUCCAAUGUAUUUGGAAGAUGGUUAUGACUGCACCGAGGAAAAUGGUAAAGUCAAAGGACGGCGGCGUAAAAAACAACUGUACAAAACUGUUCUGGAUCAAAUGGAGUUUUACUUUGGUGAUGCCAAUCUUUCUAAAGACCGAUAUUUAAGUCAGCUAGUUGAGGAUGAUCCAUAUGUGCCUCUGGAGGUAUNNNUAAAAUUUAAUAAAAUUAUCAAACUGGUAUCAACUGUUGAGGAAAUUGCCAAGGCUGUGAGAAAAUCUGAGAUUCUAGAAUUAUCUGAAGACUCCCUGAAAGUGCGACGAAAAACACCUAUGAAAAUUAAAGACAAUGAGGAUGAUUGUACUGUUUAUGUGGAAAAUUUGCCUCCUGAAAUAUCACAUGAUGAGCUGACAAAGGUAUUUUCUGAAUUUGGCAAAGUUGUCUAUGUGUCUGUUCCUAAAUACAGUAAUACUCAACAAAGGAAGGGCUUUGCAUUUGUUGAAUUUGACACACCCAAAGAUGCUGAGGAGACCAUACGUAUAUUUAAAGAAAAAGGAAGCUGCUUGUCACCACACAUGUUGCCUGAAAAGUUGUGUAGUAUUAAAACAUUUGACAAUCAAAAUUUACCUGUCCCUGAACUUCACAAGUCGGGCAAACUAGAAGAAUGUACAACUGAUAGUAAAAACUGUCCAGGCCAAGAAGACUCUUCUGCAUGCAUUAAAAACGAAGAUACACCAGACACAAAUUUAGAAAACUGCAAUUCUCUUUCAAAAUCCUCUAAAAAGCGCAAGAUAGACAAUUCAGAAGAUGUUGUGGAAAAUGCAAAUAAAAAAGGUAAAAAGACUGAAGAGGUUGAAAAUAACUCAAAGGAUUCUAAAAAGGAACGAUUGACAACUGAAAGUGUGGAACAAAAGCCAGAUAUUGAGAGUAAAAAUGAUGAAAGUGCAAAUGAAAGUGGCCAAGACAGUAAAACUGAUGAUCCCACUUCUGAAAAAAAGAAAAAAAAGAAUCGUAAGAAGAAGAAGAGACCCAAGGAAUAUGAAAUUUUUGCUCAUGGAAUGGUGGUUCUGUCAAAGAAAGAAUGGAAGCGCUUGAGGAACAAGUAUCUUAACAUGCAAAGAGUUAAUAUGAGAAAAGUGAAACAACAAGUGCUAGAAGCUCGAUUUAUGCGUAGACAAACCCAUUAUCCACCUUAUGGUCUAGACCAUGGACGUGACGAGGAGAUGAGGCCACCCCCACCACCAGCUGAUGCACCUAAACCACGAGUUACAUUUGUCCCUGGAGUCAUUGUGUGUGUCAAAUUCAAUGAGCCUAUGGUAGAUCUCAAAGCUUUCAAGGCAGAAGCAAGAACUCAGCCUGGUGUUCAAUAUGUUGAUGUAAAUGAAGGAGCCUUUGAAGCAUUUCUAAGGUGCUCUGGACCUUCAGAGGCCCAGCAUCUACUUCAAAUUAAAUUUUGGAAAAAUAUGUCAGUGUUAAGUGGUGCUGAUGAGAAGAGUUAUUGGGACAAGAUAUCUAAGGACAGAGAGGCUAAACUGGGGAAUAAAGUUAAAGUUGUUAAAGAACGGGGAAAGAAGAAACUGUUGAGAAAGGCUGAGGUUGUGAAAGCUACACAUUUACAUUUUGAAAAUUGAUCUUAAUAAUAUGUUGUAUUAUAAAAGAAUUCUCCAAAGUAAGGUUUUAUUUUAAUAAAUAAUGAAUGAGAAAGCA
This is a messenger RNA of Frankliniella occidentalis (western flower thrips), 1875 nucleotides long. It is a transcript of the gene Larp7, whose product is annotated as la-related protein 7. The record is from RefSeq and is a predicted model, not a curated record. The transcript has 10 exons. NCBI's taxonomy places the organism in Eukaryota, Metazoa, Arthropoda, Insecta, Thysanoptera, Thripidae. The coding region runs from base 147 to 1799 and encodes 550 amino acids. Gene Ontology annotation, biological process: RNA processing. Gene Ontology annotation, cellular component: nucleus. Gene Ontology annotation, molecular function: mRNA binding.